AUGGCCACCGCGUGCUCCUUUCACGGUAUUGUGGGCAUUCAAAAUGCUACACCGUAUAGCUUGGAUUCGAAAAAGAGGUUCUGGAAGAUGGAAGGCUUUGUGCCUGUAUCUCUUGAUCCAGAAGAUAGCAUUGGUGAUCCCCCAGUCUCUGUCUUCGUCUUCGGCGGCAAAACGGCACCUCCUGAAGAUGGCAUCAAUUUCGUGUCAUUACUACGACUGUCGACGAAGAGACUUCCUUGCCUUUCUCACCAAAUUCGUCCACGGUCUGAGAGUUCUCGAGUUCUCAUGAAUGUGUUCCACAAUAACACUUUACACACCGACUAG
Molecule: messenger RNA, 324 nt
Organism: Suillus discolor
Lineage: Eukaryota; Fungi; Basidiomycota; Agaricomycetes; Boletales; Suillaceae
Exons: 2
Coding region: 1-324 (107 amino acids)
Source: RefSeq, a predicted model, not a curated record